Messenger RNA from Prunus armeniaca (apricot), 747 nucleotides. The record is from the annotation of a GenBank genome assembly. Lineage: Eukaryota; Viridiplantae; Streptophyta; Magnoliopsida; Rosales; Rosaceae.
AUGAACAUCUUCAAGAAGAAGACCUCCCCCAAAGAGGCUCUGAGGACAAGCAAAAGAGAAAUGAGUGUUGCUACCAGAGGUAUUGAACGUGAGAUCGCAUCUCUUCAAUUGGAGGAAAAGAAAUUGGUGGCGGAGAUCAAGAAAACGGCUAAAACUGGAAAUGAGGCUGCCACCAAAAUCCUGGCUCGUCAACUCGUUAGGCUACGCCAACAAAUUACUAACUUGCAAGGAAGUCGUGCCCAAAUAAGAGGUGUAGCUACCCAUACACAGGCAUUAUACGCAAGCACUUCUAUUUCCACAGGCAUGAAAGGUGCAACUAAAGCAAUGGUGGCAAUGAACAAGCAAAUGGAACCUGCAAAACAAGUUAAAGUGAUCAGGGAAUUCCAGAAGCAGGCGGCGCAAAUGGACAUGACGAUAGAGAUGAUGUCAGAGUCUAUUGAUGAAACCCUGGACAAAGAUGAGGCUGAGGAGGAAACCGAGGAGCUUACUAACCAGGUUCUUGAUGAGAUUGGUGUUGAUAUUGCAUCCCAGUUAUCUUCUGCUCCAAAGGGCAGAAUUGCAUCAAGAAAUACUGAAAAUGUUGCUCCAAGGAGUGCUGCAAAUGUAGCUCCGAGGAGUGCUGCAAAUGUGGCUCCGAGGAAUGCUGAAAAUGUAGCUCCGAGAAAUGCUGAAAAUGUUGUUACCAGUUCUGAAUCUCCUGAUGUUGAGGAUCUUGAAAAGAGGUUGGCCUCUCUGCGACGUAUUUGA